AUGUUUUUACAUAGACUUUUUGUUUUUGUAGUCGUAGCGGUAUUGUUUCAUGUUGUUUUUUGUGAAAAUAAGUAUUCUCAGUCGGCCAAUAUCAAAGAUGAGAAAGAUAUAGAUUUUAGAAAAUUAGACAAACCUUUUAGAAUGAAUAAACUCAAUCUUCUUUGGGUUAAAGCUCAACAGCGCUUAACACUGCCUAAGUUAAAGUCAUUGUAUAGUGACUUGAUGAUCCAAGACAAACAAGAAAUAACAUAUAAAAGAGUGAGAAGUGAAGGUGGAGAUAAGGAAGGACUUAAAGAAACUGAGUUAAGAAGGAAACUUACAUCUAUUAUGAAUAAUUAUGGCCUUAGGGAACACUUUGAAGAUAAUUCUGUAAGACGGAUGAAACAGGAUACGAUGUACAAUGAGGCAUCAGAUAAGUUCAUCAACAAAAGUUUAUUUAAAGACAAAAAGCUGAAUAUGUUGUGGGCUAAAGCUGAAGCUUCAGGCUUUACCAGUGAGGAACUUGCAGCUCUAAAAGAAGAAUUCAGUCAUCAUCAGGAGAAAAUUGAUCAAUACUAUGAUCUAUUAGUUAAUAUGGAAGCAGGAGAAAAAGAUGGUUAUAAAAAUGCUGUCAACGAUGAGGAACUAGACAAGUUUAAUGAAAUCAACUAUGUAGAAGAUAAUGGAGAGAAUUUGACAAAAGAUUUUGUUGACAAAGCUAAUCUUGUGAGAGAGAAGCACAGAGGUCUUCGAGAUGGAUUUGACAGAUUGGACCGGAUUGCAGCUCGAGGACCAUCAAACAAAGAGUUCAUUGAACCAAAAGUGCAAGGGUUGUGGAAGUUGGCAGCAGUGGCGAAUUUUACUGUAGAUGAGUUAGCUUCUUUAAAGGUGGAAUUACAGCAUUACGAGUCUCGACUUCUGAAGCUCCGCACGUUGCAUGCAGACCAAGUAAGCAAACUCGACAAACAUCAUUCUAAGGUAGCCGCAGCGGGCGAUAAGAUGGACCAUUUCGCAGACCAGCAACAGAUCAUCAAGAAGCACUCGAGAAAAGUUGAGAAGAUGCACGCGGACCUCGAAGGCAGGAUCAUGGCGAGACAUACGGAAUUGUAG
Molecule: messenger RNA, 1089 nt
Organism: Pieris macdunnoughi
Lineage: Eukaryota; Metazoa; Arthropoda; Insecta; Lepidoptera; Pieridae
Source: the annotation of a GenBank genome assembly